UUCAACCAUUGCCUUUACGUGCAUAUGAAAGCGGACAUUGGUGGUGAAAAAUAUUUUAUUUUCGGUGGUGAUGUGGUGAUGUAUGUUUCCGUGUAAGAUCGAUAGUUUGGUCAUGACCAGAGCGGCGCUACUGAAACUCCUGAUCCUGGGUCUCAUCGCUUUCCUCAUCUGCAUUCCAGAGUUCUUCAUUACAGACAAAGUGGGAAGAGUAAAGUUGUCCUGUCUACCUUGUAGACACUGUGAGCAACAGAGUCAAGUAGGGAAAGUUGGAGAUGGAUCAAAGAGUAUGGACAACCUCAAUGAUACUACAGGAGGAGAAACCUGGCAGCAGGCCUGUGUUCAGACAGUCAGUCGAUCGGUCACAGCCGGAAACAACGCGCAUCUUAAGUUUACGUGCAAAACUUAUGGUGUCAUGGAGGAAGUGCAGAUCGGCUUCUCAUCAUCAGGAUAUCUUGAAGUACUGGUGGAGGUCCAACUGAGGGAUAAAGAGUUCCUCAAUCUCACCCUGUACGGCUGGAACAAUCGAAGCUCCCUCCAGCUACACCUUCCUGAUGAGGAAGAGGAGGAGAGGGAUGAAGAUCUCAUGGAGGCAUUUCACUGCUGUGUGCUCUCUGGGAGAGACAAGGUUAAGUCCUGCUUGCUCUGGAUCUCCAAUCAAACCCUCCUCGGCGCAGCAGACAGGGGGAUGAAACUGGAGCCAAGAGAUGACUGGCAUUCUGUGUUCAGAGUCCUGUGGCUGGUUCUGCUGUGUGUGGCUGUGUUGACCAUGGCUUCUGCGAUUCUUGGUCAAAUCUACAAGAAGGAGCGCAGACGCAAAAGAUCAAAGGAGCUUCGUGAUGGAGACUUUACUGGCAUGCUGCUGACAGAAAAAGGAAACUAUACCUCAAACCAGACUUCAAAAGGGAGGGCCGAGACUCACACCCCAGACUCUCUGAGGCUAGCAUCAGGUCUAGACCCCAUUCAAGAGGUUGAAGUUUCAGAGGACGUAGAAAUUCUGCUGGUUGGAAGCGACAGCUGCUAUGAAAACGCGUAUCUUCAUCACCGCAGUCAGUCCUCCUCCACCUCCGGCGACACCGAACAGCAGAGCUGCUGAGGGACAGCGGUGAGAGAAAUGCAACCUGACAGCAGGUCUUCCAGAUCUGAACGUGUCUGACAUAAAGAGCAUGAUUUUCACUAGACGCAUUCGAUCAGGGUUUCCGUCUUUACUCACCUGUGUCCAACUCAGUUCUGAAGCAGUAAAUGUCAGACAGCACUGUAGGUGGUUUUGUAUGCAGGGCUGAAGCUACGCUGAUGCAUGACUGAGGACAUCUGACAGAUGAUGGGAAGGUUGGCUAAUAUUUUUCGGCCCAAUAUCAACUGUGCCUACAGUCAUUUAUCUCGAUAAAAGCAGAGAGUGACAGAAAAGAAAAGGGGUGAUGCCAACCAGGGCUUUGACUCCAACUGACUGACAGACCAUUUCACCAUAUCACGCAGCAACAGCUUAACAUGACCAGAUCUGUGAGGGAGACCGUGAAUCAUCUGGAAGUUGAAAGGCUGGAUGUUGUCUCAACAGUAGAAUAUUGCACUGAAACACGUCUGAAUACACCUACAUACACCUAUGUUUUUUUUUUCAACACAAAUCAAGACCAAGGUCUUAGAGAUAACAAUUACUUGUUAAAUGGUUCCAGAUAAUAUGUAUGUAACCUAUUCAGUAAUAUGUAUGCUUCAUCCCGAGGUGUGUGAAGACUUAUGUACAUUUGGUCACGUGAUCUGGGUUGGAAUAAACCUCAGACAUGGCUUCCAUGUAUGUGUCUAUGUCUCUCACUCAUGAGGGUCAUGAGGAUAUAUUACAAUCAACAUCCAUUUUAUUCUGCUUAUCUGAGGUCAGGUCGCAAUGGCAGCAACUUGAGUAAAGAGGUCCAGACUGGCCCCUCUACACAAACCUCUUACAGGCUCCAUAGAGGUGUUUCCAGUGGCUACCAGUCCAGACCAGUUUAAAAUCCACUUCAGAAUUUUAUGGAUGACUUUUUAAGUUCAUUUGGAACUGGCCCUCUAGUAUAUUGUGGAAAUGCUGACUCUCUAUGAGCCAGUCAGGGGCCUCUGAUGGGUCUCUGCAACUGUAGUUGUUGCCAAGUCAGGACCUAAAAAGUGGCAAAGCCUUUCUUGUCAGGGAUCUUCAACUGUAGAACAGUCUGCUCGAGAAGAUUCAAAACAUCUACCACCACCUUUAAAACCCUCUUAAAAGUCCAUUGUCAUAGACCUGCAUUUAUGUGAUAGCAUCCUAUUAUGUACUUGUGCUUUCACUGAGACGGUCCAACUACAUUCAU
Messenger RNA from Synchiropus splendidus (mandarinfish), 2306 nucleotides. RefSeq lists its product as uncharacterized. The record is from RefSeq and is a predicted model, not a curated record. The transcript has 10 exons. Lineage: Eukaryota; Metazoa; Chordata; Actinopteri; Syngnathiformes; Callionymidae. Bases 83 to 1093 code for a protein of 336 amino acids.